Limulus polyphemus (Atlantic horseshoe crab) is the source of this 1460-nucleotide messenger RNA. Its product is annotated as glyoxalase domain-containing protein 4-like. NCBI's taxonomy places the organism in Eukaryota, Metazoa, Arthropoda, Merostomata, Xiphosura, Limulidae. Bases 90 to 980 code for a protein of 296 amino acids. The transcript has 10 exons. The record is from RefSeq and is a predicted model, not a curated record.
UUACUUUUCAUGCGUCAAAGUCACGUGCAGAAUAGGAAUCGUAGGUUUCACUUUCAUUCCUCUAAAAAUCUGUUUGGAGAAGACGAAAAAUGGCUACACGAAGGGCUCUUCACUUUGUAUUUAAAGUUGGUGACAGAAAUCUUACAGCACACUUUUACAAAAAUAUUUUAGGAAUGAAGAUAUUGCGACAUGAAGAAUUUGAAGAAGGAUGCAAAGCUGCUUGUAAUGGACCUUAUGAUGGUAAAUGGAGUAAAACCAUGGUUGGCUUUGGACCAGAAGAUAAUCAUUUUGUUGCAGAACUAACGUAUAAUUAUGGAGUUAAUCAGUAUCAGUUGGGCAAUGAUUUUCUGGGCAUCACCAUCAAGUCUCAAACUGCUAUAGAAAAUGCCAAAAAUUUAAACUGGCCAGUCAAGGAGGACAAUAACUGCUAUGUGAUUGAAGCCCCUGGAGGAUACAAGUUUUAUUUGAUUAAUGAUUCUCAACCACAAGAGAAAGAUCCUGUCCAAAAAGUUACACUAGCUAGCUCUGAUUUAAAAAAAUCAGUAGAUUUUUGGCAUGGGCUUUUGGAUAUGAAAAUAUACUCCCAAGAAGAGAAAACAGCUGUCUUAGGUUACAGUGAUAAUCAGUGUAAACUGGAGUUGUGUGACAUUGGAACUGCUGUUGAUCAUGCUAAAGCCUUUGGUCGAAUUGCUUUUUCUUGCCCUGCUGAAGAGCUUCAACAGAUAGAAAGCAAAAUGAAGGAGGAAGGCCAGACAAUACUUACACCACUUGUCAGUCUGGACACACCUGGCAAAGCUACGGUACAAGUCGUGAUUUUGGCUGAUCCAGAUGGCCACGAAAUCUGUUUUGUUGGAAAUGAAGCUUUCUGUGAACUGUCUAAAGUUGACCCUAAAGCUGACCAACUCCUUGAAGAAGCAAUGGCUGCAGACAAAAGUGAUGAAUGGUUUGCAAAAAAGGGAAUAUCCAAAGCUCAAGCUUGAACAAAUUCAUGAAGCUAACUUAAUCAGACCGAAUUUGAGGAUUUGCAUUAAUUAUGUAACAUUUUAUGCUGACAUCCUAAAUCUUUUUGGAAAAAUUGUAUUUGUGUGUACUAUAAAGACAUUUUCAAUGGCUUAAAACCCUUGAGAAAAUAGCUAUCUAAUUUUGCUCAAUCUUCAUUUUGUUGGAAAUGGGUUAUUUUUUUAUAUAAUUUUUUUUUGUAUUACCAAAAUGCAAUAUAAAUUUUGUAUUUGUCUUGUAGGGAACUGUAUAUUUUCUGUAAGCAGCUUGCAUUUAUUUAAUUUUUAAUCUUUAGCCCAAACAUUAUAUAAUAAUUAAUAACAACAACUUAUUUGUACUGUUGACACGUUACUGGAGAAAAAAAAAUACUUCAUUACUCCUUAUUCACUUCUUUGGGGAAAAAAUGUAAUACAGUGUCCUUACUUAUUAGUUAAUAAUAAAAUAAAAAAAUUAGCAUGUCA